This is a messenger RNA of Orussus abietinus, 1911 nucleotides long. RefSeq names its product pollen-specific leucine-rich repeat extensin-like protein 1. Bases 1 to 1812 code for a protein of 603 amino acids. The transcript is spliced from 2 exons. Lineage: Eukaryota; Metazoa; Arthropoda; Insecta; Hymenoptera; Orussidae. The record is from RefSeq and is a predicted model, not a curated record.
AUGUGCUGCGGCCAGGUGGCAGGGAGCAGCAAGCAGCAGCAGCAGCAGCAUCGAGGGGACUUGCGGAAACUCCAAACCGUGGACGCAAGUUCUAGAUGGGCCCGCAGCAGCUUCCUGUCUCCGGACGACGCACUGUGGGACCUGCGGAAGCAGGUGAGCGAGGGCACGGAGUUCCGCUGGGCGCUGCACACCUCUAGGACCGACAUCGACUUGGCGACCAGCGCGAAGGCGAAGUGCAGCUGCCACACGUUGACGCCAGACGACAAGAAGCCGAUCGAGCGAUCGGACCUACGGAAGCACCACAGUGCGGAGACCGACAAGUGGAGCCUGCGGCCGGACGAUGGGCAACCACAUGACCUGCGGAAGCACAACAGCACCGACACCCGGAUCUCACGGGAGACGGGCUGGAACCUGCAGGUGCCAGAGGCGCUGCCGAAUCCGAAGCCGCGGUGCGCCUGCGCGAAGGCCAAGGCCGCGCAGCAGGCGGAGCUCCCGGAGGAGGAGCGCAAGGAGCCAAAGAAGGAGCAGAAAAGAGAGCCGAAGAAGGAGUUGAGGCGGGAGGCGAAGUUCCAGUACUCGCAAUCGGUGUCCCCGGACGAACCCCCCGCACUGCCGGUGCCCCAGGUGGCCCAGGUCGAGAAGCCCGAACUGAAGAAGCACGCGAGUGAGGAGCCAAAGUGGACCGAGAAGGCGAAGGACCGGGCCAGGGAGAUGGCGCGCUCCACUAGUACCUCCAAGAAGUGGGACUCCAAGGAGCAGCGGGUGUUGAGUCCGGAAGGCGCCCACAAGGCGCGCUCCAGGUGGGCCGUCAAGUCCCACUUCUCCCUCCCGGUAGAGAGGAAGGACUCCAAGUGGUCCAGGAGCAAGGACGAGCCGAAGAGCAAGAGCACGAAGGACCGCCAUUUCCGGCAGAAGAGCGUCUCGCCCGAGCCGGAUCCGAGACACCUGCUGCGCCUGGACAGCCGGGUCGUCCGGAGACUCAUCUCCCCCGAGAUCACCAUCAGUGGCGACGCCAAAUGGGCGCCCUACGAGGGUUACUCCCCGCUGCCGAACAUCGGCAUCAGGAAGCGCGAGCCAAAGCGCAUUAGUGACAUCAAGUGGACGCCCUACGACGGAUCGCCGACGGAGCCGUCGAGGAGCCUCUCGCCGGACCUGGAGGACCCGGAGUGGUCGUCCCCCGCGGACUACGACCAGGGCGUCACCCCCACGCACCAUCCUCCGCCCGAGGCGGCUCCGACCCUUGACAGCGCCGACGAGGACGAGGAGCGACGCUGGCGAUUCCUGAACAUGAUCUCGCCCUUCCCCAUCUACCAAGGUGCCUGGAAGGACGAGUCGCCCCCCAAGUCGCCGGCGCCGCCACCGCCGAGGGUGCUCACCCCGGACGACCUCUCGCCGCCGGUGUGGUCGCCGCAGGAGCCUUCGCCCCCGCCACCCGAGAGGGAGCCGACCCCCCCACCUAGGAAGCCCUCGCCGAGGAGGCUGAAGAAGCGCGCCCUCAGCAGGGCCAAACGCGCCUCGCGCAGCCGUGCCGAGAGCGUCUUCGCCCCUGAUGAGCGUCCUCCACCUGCUUCUAGGGCCUCUAGCGAAGAGGCCAGGGGACGCCCCAGGCCGGUGCUCCUGAGGUCCAUGGCGCUCCUCGAAGUCCCCACCCAGAUACCUCCGAUCGACCCUACAAAAAGGUCCCUUAGCGAAGAGGUGCCGCGCUAUCGCAUCAGGGAACGCGCCCCUUACAGGGCGCGCAGCGAGGAGGCCCCACGGCCCCCGAGGUUCGUCGAGGCCAACGAGCUCUGCCAGUACGUCACCACGGUUUAGCAUCUGCUCCCCAGGACUCCUACGUAGGGCUCCGCGCGCUGCGGGGGACUCCUGCGAGGGCUCCGCUCGCUGCACGACCCCUCUCUCUUCGCUCACUUC